Molecule: messenger RNA, 702 nt
Organism: Charadrius vociferus (killdeer)
Lineage: Eukaryota; Metazoa; Chordata; Aves; Charadriiformes; Charadriidae
Gene: ATG10
Product: autophagy related 10
Exons: 7
Coding region: 1-702 (233 amino acids)
Biological process (GO): protein modification by small protein conjugation; macroautophagy; protein lipidation
Cellular component (GO): intracellular anatomical structure
Molecular function (GO): Atg12 transferase activity
Source: RefSeq, a predicted model, not a curated record
AUGUCCUGUAGCAUGGCAGGUGAAGAAGACUUCUUUUUGGAAGAAAAGAGAUUCAAGCAAUACUGUGAAGAAUUUAUUAAACAUUCACAGCAGAUAGGAGAUGGUUGGGAGUGGAGAACUAGCAAGGACCUUGGUGAUGGUUAUCUUAGUAAAACACACUUCCAAGUAAGAAAUAGAAACAUCCCACCAGAUCUCAAGGAGAAAAACAAUGAUAACAUUGAACAAACGUUAUUUACACAUGUUGAAGAGGCUUUGGAUGACUCUCAAGUAGCUGGAGUUUGUGCAACAGAAGAAGUGAUUCGCUAUGAAUAUCACGUCUUGUACUCCAGCAGCUACCAAGCACCUGUGCUUUAUUUUAGGGCGUGCUUUUUAGAUGGAAGACCUUUAACUCUGGAUGAAAUAUGGAAAAGUGUUCAUGCAAGCUACCAGGCUCGUCUGCUGGAGGGGCCCUGGGACACUAUUACACAGCAGGAGCACCCCUUACUUGGGCAGCCAUUUUUUGUUCUGCACCCCUGCCGGACUAAUGAAUUCAUGUCAUCUAUACUGGCUGGUUCACAGAAACAGAACAGACACACAAAUUACAUUAUAUCAUGGCUCAGUACUGUAGGCCCAGUUGUGGGUUUAAAUCUACCCCUGAGUUAUGCAAAACUAGCACCUGAGCAGGAUACAAAUGCUGAUUCAGUUGAAAGACCUCUGAGCUGA